UGAAACAGCGGAUAAAGUUGAUACUUUUAUAAGAAAAUUGGAAUUUAUUGUGUAUGUUUUGUCAUGGUGGAUGCAAUGGAAGAAAUAUAAGCAAGAAAUGCCACGAAUCCCUUUUCGGUGAAAUUGUUCAAAACGUUUCACGGUGUGUAUAUGUGCUUGUUUUAUAUCGCGUGGAUUAAAACCUUGAUCUGUGACAGAGUUAAACAUCAAUGAAGGAGGACGUAAUGGCUUGUUUUGGUAGCAGUUGCUAUGGUAAUGCCUACCCUUAUUAUGAUUGCCCAGAAGAAGCGAGGCUUGCGAAGAUGAGGAACAAGCAAAUCACUAAAGUACUUAAAGAUUAUCAAAGACAGGAAAUGAAAAAGUUAAAAAUACUCUUAUUAGGAACGGGUGAAUCAGGGAAAAGUACUAUUACCAAACAGAUGAAGAUCAUACAUAUCAACGGAUUUGAAACGAGUUUUUUAGAUAACUUGACCGAGAUACGUCAAGCGGACUAUAUACCGUCGGACCAGGAUAUUCUCCGCUGUAGAGUGUUAACUACUAGUAUUCCAAUAGAAUUUGAGGUUAAAAAUGUGGCCCAUCCUGUUCAUUUAAUAGUCGUGCGUCCGGUGUCCGAUGAACGUUGCCUUCCACUGUCGAUCUUUGCUUUCAUUAUUUUGUAUUCUUUUUUUUCCAGAUUUUUAAAGAACGUGUCAAUUCUUCUUUUUAUGAAUAAAAUGGAUAUGUUGGCAGAAAAAGUACAGAAAGGUCGCCAUGUUAGCUGUCUCACAGACAAAUACCCAGAUUUGUUUCCCAGCUACGAAAAGUUUACACCAUCAAAUUCUGAAAAGCUGGAGUUUGCCGAUGCGUACCAUAGACCGGAAAGUGACGGAAAAAGACGAAGAGGAUCCCGAUCAGGAUCAAAAUCAGCCGAUAUUAAUCAGGACCUGAUAAAAAAUGCAGUUUACAUUAAGCAUCUAUUUAUGAAAAUUGUGAAAGGAGAUAUCGUGUUGAAACCUUCGGUACAGGUAAUCAAUAAGGAUUGGCACCAAAACCACAGCUGCGAAUAUUUCUACACAUGCGCAGUUGACACCAAUAAUAUUCAGAGAGUUUUGGAUGGUUGUCGAACUUUGAUCAUUCGCAAACAUUUAGAACGUUUCGGGAUUAUCUAAAAUAAAAGCGGGGAACGCGUGAAACUAAUGUUCAGAAUUUAUAAAGAUCUGAUUGUUAACAGGUUUGGUUCAUUUAAACAUACAUCGAAACGUGAUCAAGUGGACAUUGUUAUAUUAGCAUGCAAUGAUUCCCUUACCAAUGCUGACUGCAAAAAUGAUAAAGGUAAUAAAACUCCUAAAAUGAGCCCAAAAUUAAAAAAGGACGGCUUGAAAAGUGAGAUUUUAUGUUAGAGUUCCAUGAUGUUUUCGAGAUAACAGCGCGCUGAUUGGCUAAUAUGUACUGAUGCAAUGGUUGGCUUAUGUAUACGAAAUGCUGAUUGGCUAAUGUGUAUAUUGAAGAUAAUGGCAACGUUCUGAUUGGUCAGUGAAUGAUAAAGUAGACCAAUGAUUAAUGAGUGUUUAGCUUUGAGCAUACUACAUGUACAUACAUUUACAUUUUUUUUAACCCAAAUAAUCAACAAUUCGGAAUAGAUAACUUUACACGUGUGAGAAGCAUGUUCCGCAAUUUGAAUUUUGGAAUAUUCCAUAAUUGUUCUUAAAGAAUUUCUGGAAGGAUAUAACAAAAUAAUUUUAACGCUCAAUUUUGAACCUGCAAUUUAACAUGAUCGUGCCUAGUGAAAUAGUAACACUUUGUUGGCAAUCAUGAUAAUUUCACAUUUAUCGUUAUACUCGGCAGUGAAAUCGUGGAAAAUUCCUCUUUUCUGUCGUCGGUAGUUUCGUAUAACACGGUGCCUAGACAUCUUAAGCUGUUAUAAAUAAGUCACGAAUAAGUGAUACUUAGAAUAUGAAAGAGACUGUGAAAUUAAGUGUGGACUUGUUGAGUUCCUACGAGGAUUUUGUGUUAUAUUCAUUCCGUUUGCAGUGCUCACUGAUAGUUUCGUGGCAAUACACGUGGACAGAUCGUGUACAGUUAUUCUUUUGCUUUUCAUCUGGAACGCUGUCGGCGGAGAUUGUAUAUAUGUAAAAGUUAUUAAGUAUGUAAUGAGACUGACAGUCGAUGUGUAUAAUAUACCUUAGGUUUGCGUCAUAUCGCAUGUCGUUUGAGGUAAUACUCAUUUUCCGGCAUUUCUCGGCAUUUCCCGUCUGUUUCCGUGUCGGCGUUGAUUUGUUAUAUCAUAACACAAAAUCUAUCAAUUCAACGGUUUCUAUACAGAAAUUCAAUAGCAAUGCAUUAUUCAGAGCUUUAAGUUUAGACGUAUAAUCACGUGAUCUCGUUUGCUAAAUAAUGUAGAAAAACAUAUUUGUAGCAUGAACAAGAGUUGUUCAAGUGAUGGACAUUAUAUCAUUUGUUCUUACCUACAGUGUGUGAUGUAGCAAACAAUAUCCAUUCUUUACUUUUCAGAAGAAUUGAUUAUGAUUAUGAAAUUAUAUGAAUGUACUUUUUCGUCCAUUUUUAUUUAUUUUUCUAAGUAAAGAACUGACUCGAAUCGGGAACCUCCCGAUACUGCUUAAAAUUAAGAACAAAAAUCAAUAUUUGAUAUUGUAAAUUGAAACUUUCUUUUCUUAAUGUUGAAUUCCUGAGGUGUUUAACUUUCUUUCAUUUUUAAUUAUGGAGCUUUUUACCAAUACAAUACAUUCUUUUUAUUUGGUUUCAACAU
This is a messenger RNA of Ruditapes philippinarum (Manila clam), 2746 nucleotides long. RefSeq names its product guanine nucleotide-binding protein G(s) subunit alpha-like. Gene Ontology annotation, biological process: adenylate cyclase-activating dopamine receptor signaling pathway; sensory perception of chemical stimulus. Gene Ontology annotation, cellular component: heterotrimeric G-protein complex. The record is from RefSeq and is a predicted model, not a curated record. NCBI's taxonomy places the organism in Eukaryota, Metazoa, Mollusca, Bivalvia, Venerida, Veneridae. Gene Ontology annotation, molecular function: G protein-coupled receptor binding; G-protein beta/gamma-subunit complex binding; guanyl nucleotide binding.